This is a messenger RNA of Procambarus clarkii (red swamp crayfish), 1611 nucleotides long. The record is from RefSeq and is a predicted model, not a curated record. Lineage: Eukaryota; Metazoa; Arthropoda; Malacostraca; Decapoda; Cambaridae.
AUGGGUUCAGGGAUGAAAGACCUUCUUCAGCGUCAGAAAGACCUUCAGCAUCAGAAAGACCUUCAGCGUCAGAAAGUCCUUCUUCGGCGUCAGAAAGACCUUCAGCGUCAGAAAGACCUUCUUCAGCGUCAGAAAGACCUUCAGCGUCAGAAAGACCUUCGGCGUCAGAAAGACCUUCAGCGUCAGAAAGACCUCCUUCAGCAAAGACCUUCUUCACCGUCAGAAAGUCCUUCUUCACAGUCAGAAAGACCUUCUUCACCGUCAGAAAGACCUUCACCGUCAGAAAGACCUUCUUCACCGUCAGAAAGUCCUUCACCGUCAGAAAGUCCUUCACCGUCAGAAAGACCUUCUUCACCGUCAGAAAGUCCUUCUUCACAGUCAGAAAGACCUUCACCGUCAGAAAGACCUUCACCGUCAGAAAGACCUUCACCGUCAGAAAGACCUCCUUCACCGUCAGAAAGACCUUCUUCACCGUCAGAAAGACCUUCUUCACCGUCAGAAAGACCUUCACCGUCAGAAAGACCUUCACCGUCAGAAAGACCUUCACCGUCAGAAAGACCUUCUUCACCGUCAGAAAGACCUUCACCGUCAGAAAGACCUCCUUCACCGUCAGAAAGACCUUCUUCACCGUCAGAAAGACCUUCUUCACCGUCAGAAAGACCUUCACCGUCAGAAAGACCUUCACCGUCAGAAAGACCUUCACCGUCAGAAAGACCUUCACCGUCAGAAAGACCUUCUUCGCCGUCAGAAAGACCUUCGCCGUCAGAAAGACCUUCGCCGUCAGAAAGACCUUCUUCACCGUCAGAAAGACCCUCUUCGCCGUCAGAAAGACCUUCACCGUCAGAAAGACCUUCUUUACCGUCAGAAAGACCUUCACCGUCAGAAAGACCUUCGCCGUCAGAAAGACCUUCACCGUCAGAAAGACCUUCACCGUCAGAAAGACCUUCACCGUCAGAAAGACCUUCUUCACCGUCAGAAAGACCCUCUUCGCCGUCAGAAAGACCUUCGCCGUCAGAAAGACCUUCUUCACCGUCAGAAAGACCCUCUUCGCCGUCAGAAAGACCUUCACCGUCAGAAAGACCUUCACCGUCAGAAAGACCCUCUUCGCCGUCAGAAAGACCUUCACCGUCAGAAAGACCUUCUUCACCGUCAGAAAGACCUUCACCGUCAGAAAGACCUUCACCGUCAGAAGACCUUCUUCGCCGUCAGAAAGACCUUUACCGUCAGAAAGACCUUCACCGUCAGAAAGACCUUCUUCACCGUCAGAAAGACCUUCACCGUCAGAAAGACCUUCACUGUCAGAAAGACCUUCUUCACCGUGAGAAAGACCUUCUUCGCCGUCAGAAAGACCUUCGACGUCAGAAAGACCUUCACCGUCAGAAAGACCUUCGCCGUCAGAAAGACCUUCACCGUCAGAAAGACCUUCACCGUGAGAAAGACCUUCUUCACCGUGAGAAAGACCUUCUUCGCCGUCAGAAAGACCUUCACCGUGAGAAAGACCUUCACCGUCAGAAAGACCUUCACCGUCAGAAAGACCUUCACCGUCAGAACGACCCUCUUCAGAAUCAGAGUUGUCGGAAACUAAAAUACCUUAGACGAAGAUGGCGUUGA